AUUUUAUUGAAUGCUGCUUAUCUCACCGUAUCUCCCUCCACAAGUUUUCUCUGUCCUAACCAUUUUGUAACUGUUUAACAAACAAUUUUUUCCGGUCUUAACUGCAAAGACAGUUUCAUUUUAGUGGAAGUGAGAGACACAGGUAGAGAGAUACAAUGGCAUCCUCCACUUCUCAUCUCUCUGCUAUCCCUCAACGUCUCUCUUCAUCUUCUAAAACCUCUCCUCCUCACUUUCAUAACUCCAAAGCAGUUCGGAUUCGAGUAAGAUCAAGUUUAGAAGACGAGAACUGCAGGUCAGGAGUUUCCCAAAAUUCAUUGGACUCAGUCAAGAACAAGGAUUCUGAAGCAUCAACAUCAAGACGCUGGUGUGUUGCUUGCUUAUGUUCAACUAUGACACUGAUUACUAAUGGUGGAAACUCGAUGUUCAUCCCAAAGGCAAUCGCUUUAGACGGAAAGGAAAGGGCUGUAUGCCGGAAUUGUGCAGGCAGCGGUGCUGUACUUUGUGAUAUGUGUGGUGGUACAGGAAAAUGGAAAGCUCUCAACAGAAAACGCGCUAAAGACGUUUAUGAGUUCACAGAAUGCCCUAAUUGCUACGGUCGGGGAAAACUUGUAUGUCCUGUUUGUUUAGGUACUGGUUUACCAAACAACAAAGGUCUUCUAAGGAGGCCGGAUGCACGGCAAUUACUUGAUAAGAUGUAUAAUGGUCGGCUAUUGCCUAGGUCUUGAGGUGGAUGAUCCCCCUGAAAUGAAAGGCCAUGGAAGGAUGGUCUAGAAAAUGAUGUGCAUGCAAUUUUUCCUGUGUCAGGUUUCUCUGCCAACUAAAACUUUUUUUGGAAAUAUUGCUGUUAGGGUAUUUUGAUAGUAAGAUUAUACCAAAAAGAUGAAUGAAAACAACAACGGUGUAUAGUCUGAAUGUUAUUUCAUGUCCAGCACAUAUGGGAAGCUUUUUUUAUUUUAAAGUAGCCCUAGAAAUGAGCUAAGCUUUGAUUGGUAAACAUGAUGUUUUCCUCAGAACUCAGAUCAAUCUGAUGACAGUGAACGAUCUUUCUUUCCAUUUGAAAUGUAAUAUUUAUCCACAUUAUGUCACAAACUCAUUAAGAUAGAAGAGAAUUCAAGGUGCCUUAUCUCGUGCUUGUUCAUGGAA
Messenger RNA from Ricinus communis (castor bean), 1143 nucleotides. Its product is annotated as protein PHOTOSYSTEM I ASSEMBLY 2, chloroplastic. Lineage: Eukaryota; Viridiplantae; Streptophyta; Magnoliopsida; Malpighiales; Euphorbiaceae. Bases 156 to 725 code for a protein of 189 amino acids. The record is from RefSeq and is a predicted model, not a curated record. The transcript is spliced from 6 exons.